AUGUUCUUACAAGUCCUAUCAGCGAUAGGAACUGUGGUGGGCUUCCUAUUCUUAGUGCUUUCCAUAGCUUCCGGUUUAUACUACAUUUCGGAACUUGUGGAAGAACACACCGAACCCACGAAGAGACUACUCAGAAGGUUAAUAUAUGGUGUCAUGACCACGCUCACGCUCUUAUACUUAUUUGAUGGCUUUCCCUUCAAGCUUACGUUGUUCUCCAUCUUCACCUACUGGGUCUACUUGCAGAACCUCGAGAAGUUUCCCUAUGUCCAAUUGACUUCUCCCAUCUUCCUAGCAUCGUGCGCCUUGGUUGUUGCUAACCAUUUCCUAUGGUACGAUCACUUCCACAACCCAUACAUUCCACUGAUCGAGGAGCGUUUGCUGCCUACGUAUGUGCCGCCCAAGAUUCCAUCUUUUGUCGAGGUUUGCUCCUUUUUCGGCUUGUGCGUGUGGUUUAUCCCCUUUGCCUUGUUCGUCUCAUUGAGCGCCAAUGACAACUUACUACCCCAGCACGGAGCAAUUCCCGAAACCAAACAAAAGAAAAAGGUGGGAUUGGCCAAGCUCGUGGUGGCCACCGCCAGAGAAUAUGUGUAUGCCAUCAGCAGAAGAUUGGGAUAUGAAUUAGACCCCCACUAUGGCACCAUCGUGUAA
This is a messenger RNA of Candidozyma duobushaemuli, 648 nucleotides long. RefSeq lists its product as uncharacterized. NCBI's taxonomy places the organism in Eukaryota, Fungi, Ascomycota, Pichiomycetes, Serinales, Metschnikowiaceae. The transcript has a single exon. Gene Ontology annotation, biological process: endoplasmic reticulum to Golgi vesicle-mediated transport. Gene Ontology annotation, cellular component: Golgi membrane; COPII-coated ER to Golgi transport vesicle; endoplasmic reticulum membrane. Gene Ontology annotation, molecular function: COPII receptor activity. The record is from RefSeq and is a predicted model, not a curated record. Bases 1 to 648 code for a protein of 215 amino acids.